Messenger RNA from Cynoglossus semilaevis (tongue sole), 1275 nucleotides. Its product is annotated as PDZ and LIM domain protein 3. The record is from RefSeq and is a predicted model, not a curated record. Gene Ontology annotation, cellular component: adherens junction; filamentous actin; stress fiber. NCBI's taxonomy places the organism in Eukaryota, Metazoa, Chordata, Actinopteri, Pleuronectiformes, Cynoglossidae. The transcript has 7 exons. Gene Ontology annotation, biological process: actin cytoskeleton organization; heart development; muscle structure development. Gene Ontology annotation, molecular function: muscle alpha-actinin binding; actin binding. Bases 86 to 1036 code for a protein of 316 amino acids.
CCUCUGCUCUUUAGCUUCACUUCCUGCAGCGUGCACUCCACUGUCUGUGCUGUUGUUAUCAGACGGCAGUGGACAUUAAAAAGUCAUGCCGCUCACUGUGGUGCUGGACGGGCCCGCGCCCUGGGGGUUUCGCCUGACAGGAGGAAAGGACUUCAGCCAGCCCUUGACCAUCUCCAGGAUCACUCCCGGCAGUAAAGCCUCCAUGGCCAACCUGUGCGCCGGUGAUGUCAUCGUGGCCAUCGAGGGAGUCCCUGCUGCCGACAUGCUGCACUGUGAAGCUCAGAACAAGAUCAAGGAGUCCAGCAGUCAGCUGCGUCUCACUGUGGAAAGGAAUGAAUCAAAACUGUGGUCACCCCAUGUCAUGGACGGUCCCAGAGCUCACCCUUAUAAAAUCAACUUGGAGGCAGAACAACAGGAGUGUAAACCUAUCGGUGUGGCUCACAACCGCCGAGCCCAGCCGUUCGUGGCAGCUGCCAACCUUGACGACACGCGUCAGGUGGUCAGUACAGCCUACAACACUCCUAUAGGACUUUACUCCUCGGACAACAUUCAGGACGCCAUGGAAGGUCAGAUCAGAGGCUUUGUCCACCCCAAGCCUGAGAGUCCCAGGACUCUGACCAAAAUCGAGGAAUCUGACGUGUACCGGAUGUUGCAGAAGGACCAGGAGGAGGAGCCAAACCAGCCUCGACAGUCGGGUUCCUUCAAGGCCCUGCAGGAGUUUAUUGACAGUGAUGGGACGCGUCCAAUUGUGACAAGAUCCGUGAAAGCCCCCACCACCAAACAGACCCCACCCACAGGAAACCUGCAGAAGCUGCCCGUCUGUGACAAGUGCGGGAAUGGGAUUGUAGGGACAGUGGUCAAGGCUCGUGACAAAUAUCGUCACCCCGGUUGCUUCGUGUGCUCCGACUGUGACGUCAACCUCAAGCAGAAGGGCUACUUCUUUGUGGAGGGGCAGCUCUACUGUGAGACCCACGCACGCGUCAGGAUGAGACCACCUGAGGGACACGACCUCGUCACAACCUAUCGGGCCGCAUAAAUUCACCUUUGACUCACACGGACACUAGCACUUAGCACAGAGACGCACGUCAGUAACACUUUACCUACAUCUAACAGAUCAGUUGUCUGUGUCGUCCGUCUGUUCAGCGCAGGAAUAUUCCACAGCUGAUAAAUAAACAGUCUGGACAGAAAAUGGAUGACUUUUUUUUUUAUAUAUACAGUCUCCCAGAAUCUGACAUAUUUUCAAUAAAGGUCCUCUGUUGAUUAUAUCAAAUCGAA